Molecule: messenger RNA, 1882 nt
Organism: Dermatophagoides farinae (American house dust mite)
Lineage: Eukaryota; Metazoa; Arthropoda; Arachnida; Sarcoptiformes; Pyroglyphidae
Product: BRO1 domain-containing protein BROX
Source: RefSeq, a predicted model, not a curated record
GCGUAAACACCUGCGCUCACUAUUUCUACAAUGGGUUAAAAUAGCUCAAUUUUUUGUUUUGAUUAAUCAAAAAAAAAAAAAAAAAAAUUUAUUACGCCACGAUUCAAUUCUGGAACAAAAAAAUAAAACAAACAAUAAUUUUUAGAAGAAAAAAAAAUGUCUCAAUGGUAUCACCGUAAUCCUUUGAAAAGUACUGCUGCAUUAAAAUUUAAUCUACCUCUAAAAUCGGCACAAACAUCAGCAAUUCAGAUAUGUGUUGCAUUACAGAAAGCUCGUGCUACAAUCAUUGAAUUGAUUCCCGAUCCAAGUUCCGAUGGUACCAUUAUUCAUGAAACAAUCAAAACCUAUCUUUCACUGUUACAAGGAUUUAUUCUUUGUUUCCAUUUGGAUAAAGAUCGUUCACCAACACAAACUUCAAGAUUAAGAAAUUUAAUACCAUUUAAAUGGACCAAUUCGGUUAUCGGAACAACCGAAAAACAUAAUGAUAGUGUAUUUGAAUUGAUUUCAAUUCUUUAUGAAUAUGCAUUAUGGUUGAUGAAACAUUCGACAUGGAUCGCAGCACAGGAUAAAAUCGAUAUGGAUUCAGCUAAACAGGUACAUAAUUCAUUAAAACGUGCAGCUGGUAUUUUCAGUUUCAUUCAAACUCAUUGGGUUGGACAAUUAACGGAAAAAUUGGCCACUGGUUCCGAUUUAGAUAUACACGUCAUCAAUGCCUAUCAGGUAACAUGUCAGGCUGAAGCACAAGAAGUGACCAUUGCUCGUGCAAUUGAAAUGAAACAUAAUGCAUCAUUGAUUUCAUCACUUGCACAUCAUACAUUUGUAAUGUUUAGUACGGCUGCAACUUCGAUUAAAUCGUUGAAGAAUAAAAUGUUCAAUAAAUGGUUAACAUAUUUGGAAUUGAAAGCGGCUGUAUAUGAAUCUUAUGCUUAUUGCUAUCUAGGUGAAUCAUUAUUGGCGCAAGAAAAAUGUGGUGAUGCUAUACGAGCAUUGGAAGAAAGUGAAAAACAUUUUCAACGUGCACAAAAAUUAUGUCGUGAAUAUAGUUCGAUAAAAGAACAGGUGAAAAAUGGUAUGAAUGCCAAAAUUGAUGAACAUUUAUUCUUCCGUAAUCUACGGCCAUUGGUAGCACGAAUCAAGGAAAAAUGUGUCCGUGAAAAUGGUUUCAUUUUUCAUCAAAAAGUGCCUACUGAUUGUCCAUCAUUGGAAUCCAAAGCAACACAUGGUUUAGUGGCACCCGAAGAAUUUACAUUACCAACAUUGAAUGAAUUAUGGAAUAGUGAAGCAUAUUUUGCCUUUGAUAUUGCUGUUGAUCAGAAAAAAAUCAAUAAAGAAAAAGAACCACAGAUUGAAGAGAUAAAAGAGAAACCGAUACAAACAUCACAUGAUCAAUCAAAUGAAAGUGGAUGUUCAAUACAAUAAUCAAUGGGAUACAACAACAACAACAACAACAACAACAAGAAGACUCAAAAUUUGAUUUAUUCAAAUGAUUCUUUGCAUCAUUUUCUAGUCUAAAUUAAUAUGAAACACGUACAACAAUAACAGUAAGAAAAAAAACAUGAUUUUAUUUCAAAAAAUCAUCAUCAUCAUCAUCAUCAUCACUAAUUAUUAUUCGUGCAACUAACUAAUCAAACAUUUUAGCAAUAUACAGGAAAAAUUGUCAAUUUUUUUUUUUAAAUUUUGUAUGUCAAAUACAUUAUUGUUUUCUUUCUUCUUCUUUAUUUCAAUUCAUUUGAUAUGAUAAUAAUAAUAAUAAUCUUAUCUUGACGAUCUAAUAUUUAUGAAUGUAUCAACACUAGGUGUUGAUUUAUGACUAACAACUUUGUCAUCAGAAUCAUAAAAUAAAAAAAAAUGACAAAGACAGAAAUUUUUAUGACAUGAUUUU